AUGGUUACCGUAUGUACCAAAAUAUCUUCCAACUAUCGUCUAUUCUUGAUGCACACAAGCUGUUCAUGCUGUUUCUUUUGCCUGUAAUGAUUUUUGAUGUUUCAUUUUUCCUCCGUAAGCUUCAUCGUUCCGUUUCUUGAAAAUCUUGAUAAAGAUACAUCCUCUCUCUUUCUUCUUGGCCCUCGUGCUGCGGCUUUGUCAUUAAGUCGCUUGUUUAUUUCUUUUUUCGUAGACUUUUUUUGGGUGACCACCGCUGCCAUUCUUUAUGCAGACUAGAUUGACCAAGAAGCGGCGUGGAGAAGUCUCAAAAUCCAUGCGAUUAACUGGAUCGAAGUAAUAUCCCUCACCACGCCUCUGUGCAAUUCUACCUUAAUGAAUAGACCAAGGAAGUGGUUAACUUUCUUAAUGUGAAUGAUUCAUGAAUAGAAUGUGAUCUUGCGAAAAUCACGUCUUUUCUUGUCUCUAAAAUGUCCUUGAUUUUGCUGCACGCGUAGAAGCUGGGCUGCCUGAUGCUGACUAGCAUAUCUAGAUGGUUCCUAUAUCAGGACAGAAAUGGAUGGCGCGGCUUUUUCUUUAAGACAAUGGCUUUUAGAAUUGACAAAAAUUCAGUAAAUUCCAAAACUUCUCUCAGGAGUAACGGAUUUCCAUGUCAAACCGUAGAAGAAGAUAGUGCAUAGGCUUCCUUUAGUCACUAUUUCACUCCUCUUCUGAUGAUAUUACUAUCGAUGAACUGGUCAAAUAUAUAACAACAAAGAAGAUUUCCGAAGCUAGUCACAUCUAGAGCCUUUAUAGGCAAGCUCUGACCAACACCAUAUAAAGAAUAACUCGACGAGAUUCAUAGGGCACGUCGAUAUGAUAUAAUGUGGAAGGUUUUUAUUCUUUGAUCUUGAGGGCUUUGACAUCGUACUUUAGUCCACAGUCUUGGGAUUUUAGUCUCCAAUGAAUAGCUGCACAGGGGGUUUUAUCUUUGUCAUAGGUUCACUGAUCAAGUCUUCUAGAUUCACAUAUUUUCCCUCGUUCAAUGCGUAUUUGUGGCGCCCACGUUCUAAAAAAAUGCCUCCUAAUUGUGUUCUCAAAGAUCUUAUGGAAAUGGUGAUAUGUAAAGAAAGUCAACUGAUUUCUCAGGGUAAGUUUUACCCAGCAACAAAUGAUGCCCGAGUUUUCCACACUGCUAAGACGUUGGCAGUUUUUAUUCACCAUCUCCUUCUUUCUAGGUUUACAUACAGCCACAUUGAAGAGUUGAGAAAAUUGGAUAAGUUAUCAAACAUCUCUUUGCAUAAAAAAGAUAUGAUAUGACCCUGACCUCUCUUUUAGGGUUCAAUUCUGGAUCCAUGGGCUUUACUAAUGACUCAGAUUGCAGUGUUUAUCCAUUGGCUUACUUCGUCCCUGUUGUGACAACGUUUGCGAUCCCUUAUGUCAGCAAAGUUUGGGUACUUUAUCAAAUACUUUCUGUCUUUAAAGGCAUUAAUCUAUUAAAGUUUACAUUAGCUUGUUACUGGACUAGUUCAGGUCUCCUUUAAUAUAUUAAAGUUGUAUAUCGGGAUAUCACCUCAUGGUGAAAUCGAGUUUCAAUGGCGAAAAUGCAUUCAGAAGUUUCCCCAUUCAAUGAACUAGGAAUUUAUUUGGUUAGAUUAAGGUUUCUUGAUUCGUCUUAUUUAUUCUCCUUAGUGCGUUAGUGGAUUGUUUUAUAUUUGUACGCAUUUUUGGCCUUAUAAUCGUGCGCACUUAUAGCGCACUCUCCAGUGGUACUGAUAGGACGUUGUAUCCCAUGCUCAGUGAUGAUGUUGGUUUUCGAGCAUUAAUAGAACAUGAGUUGCAUCUAAAUGCUGCCUUAGAUCAUUUCUGUAUCCGUGAUCAAAUCAGGGCAUUGGCUCGCCGAAGAAAACUCGAGCAGCUCUUCCAGCGAUUCAAAGGCAAGUGUAAAUGCUUUAGGAAUAUUUCAGUUAAUCUACAGUACUGUCAUCAUAUCUAUUUCGAUCGUUAUUUCACUUUUAUUCUCAUAGUUUUCUUCGGGUAGGGAAGUGAACAACAACCUGUGUCUCUUAAGCUUUAAGGAAUGAUGUGGAUGUUCCAAACCUUAACAUCCAUAUGCUUUAAAGAAAAGCAGUAACGCGCAGUGAUCUAUGCAUGCACAAGUAAAACUGUAUAUCCCGAACUUAUGAUAUAAUUAAUGAAUGGCCGUAAUUCAUAGUAUUAUCUUGACAUCUUGUCAGCGCAAAUACCAAAAAUCAUUUCGUUUUAUUACGUUUAUUGCGAGUAAUUCAAAAUGUGAUGUUAUCAUGAGAAAGAGCUUAAAUAUAACGUUUAAAUUCUAACAUCAUUUAUGAUUCAUUUUAGGAAGAUAGAACUCUAGCGAAAACUGUUUGUAAUAUCGUUCUCUGAUAAUUUUAAUUAGUCUUACAGUGAGAUUAUUUUAGCAUGUUUUAGAUUCUUUUUUUUGUUUCUUGCUACUGAAUUAAAGUCUCAAUCACGAGACUGGAUUGUCUAAGAUUCUUGAAAGCAUUUGUAGACUAAUGUGUGAUAGAAAAGUUUAUUCCUCCGAAACCACAACUGACAGGAGAGUGCACAUUCAAUUUCUGAUUGACACUUUAUUUCUGUAUGCACAGGGUAUAAAACCACCUUAAAAAUUUCCCCUUUAAUUAUUUAUUAUUUGUUUUCAUGGCUCUUCAUACUAACACCACACACAGCCUAUACGUAUAAACAUGUGUAAAUUUUUACAUCUGUAUGCUUAACUUUAUUUCUAACGUAGAGAACUUUUGCAGAACCUCAUGUCGAUAUGAUCCUGGCUAAUGGUAUCGAAUGUCUGUGUCGUGAGCUCCAGGUAGCUUCUUGUUCCAAAAGGAAAGCAUCAUGUUUUAACUCAUGUUCUUGUUCCAUAAAUUAUUUUUCAUAGUCAUGAUUCUUUUUCCUUUCAGGAAUUCUGGACUCGUUGAGAUAAAUAGAUUCACUGUGAUUAAAAUCUAUUAAUGUUUAUAGGUUAUGAAUCUGUAUUAAAAAUUUGUGUAGAAAAGCUGGUAACCUCCUCUGAAAAGUCACGAUUCUUAUAUUAUUUUAGGAGGCUCAGGUUUUUCUGUAAAUAAACAUGAAAGUCAAAUUCUUGCAUGCAACUAAUAUCCAAGGAAAUUUCUCAGAACCUGGCUCAUGUUAUUUUUGCAUGUUUCCAAGAACAUUACGGAAUAAAAAAAUUAACUUUGAUUUUUUUCUGUAGAUAUUUGUUUCUUUGAAAUAUUUGAAACAUGGAGGAACAUGCUAGGUUUUUAAUUUCUAAAAUCAUUGUAAAAGAAUUAUUCUAUUAUUGGUAGGUCUGACUGCCACAUCUUGGCCUGCUAUUCUGAAGAAUAUCAUUUUUUUCUGUUAAUCUGGUGCAUUUUUCGCCAAUGAUUUUAGGUAUUGAUAACAUGCUUUUUUUUUGUCAGGUAGAUCCACAAGAUAUUGUCAUGGUACGUCUAUACUAAAACCCGGUGAAUUUCAAAUCAGAUGACCGUAAAAGAUUGUGUUUAAUGGAAAUGUUGAUUAUUAUCUCUUUUUUUUUCAAAUAAAUGAGAUUGGAUCCAUGUUAUAUCAACCAGAUCAUCGCGUCUUCCUUACCAAUGUCCGUAGAAUCUAUUGCGCCAUUCAGCUUUCUAACAUAGUUCACCCAAAUCUCGUGAACCUUAUUCAAAAUAUUUGGAGCUUCGUGGUACUUCACAUCGAUUUUUGAUGUUUGAAUCUCAUGCCUUUGCUCACUGCAAUCACAUACGAGGUCUUCCCUGGAGAGUGGAUGAAAACUAAUGAAGCAAUGCGGGCAGAUUUCAAUUUGCCCCUAAUAGGAUAUUUAUGUUUUCCCUAUCAGGACUUCAAUGGAUAUACUUUUCUUGGAUGCCAAAAUGUGAAAUGGGGGAAGGUCCGCAUCGGUGAGGUUCCUCAGUUCGGUCGAAGGGAACCCAAGUUCUCGAUCCCAGCUGAAAUGAAGCUUGUUAUGUUCUGGUUCGAGCCGGGCUCUAUUAUGUUGCCUGUGUGAUAACUAAAUGGGAUGGAGAUUUAUGUUAUUCGCUCCUUUGAGAUCCUCUUUUGGCAUGAUCUCACUUCAUCUGAGCAUGUUCUCUGGAUUCUGUAAAAUAAUGUUGUAAGUCUGCACGUUAAUGAGAGCUUUUCCUUUCCUACAGCUUGUUCUGUCCUCGCAUAUGAGAGCUGCCACCAUGUGUGAAUUCUCCCGGCAGGAGUUCAUUGAUGGACUGGAGGCGCUAGGGUGCGAUUAAAGAUGCUGACAGUACUCUUUUCCGAACAUGGCAGUAAAUUCGCUGAAUUGCCACCGAAAAUCUCAAAUGGUUUAUUUUCAUGAAAGAUAAAUGUUUUGUGUGCAGGGUUGAUUCGCUCGAAACGUUGAGAGAGAAAAUACCAUCGUUGCGGGCUGAACUUAAAGAUGAGCGUACGUUAAAUACUCCAUAAGUGGGCAACAAGCAAUCUUAUUUGCAUAAGAUUGAAGCUGAAAACAUUUUUUAAAUACAUGAUUUAGAAUUGAAGACUUGUAUUGGAUUUGUCAUGAGAAACUGACCAUCUUUGUCCUUUUCAUUAUCCAGAAAUAUUCUCUGUAAUAUACAAUUUUGCCUUUGACUGGGCGAAAGAGGAGGUAUGAAAUUAUUCUCUCGCUCUCUCUCUCUCUCUCUCUCUCUCUCUCUCUCUCUCUCUCUCUCUCUCUCUCUGUUUUCAUUCAAUGGAAUAAAUAACUCUCGUUGUUCGCAUGGUUGAAAUUUGAUAUUAUGUUUGAAUAAAAUUCGAAUGUUGCGUCCAUGUUAUCAUUUUACUUUCUGUCUGCUAUUUUUACCAUUUCUUUGAAAUUAUUUCGAUGCCUGAAAGAGAGUUCCUUUCAUCGGCGUUUCUCAUCCACGAUGUCUUGUUUACACAGCUAAGGGAGAUGGCAACCCAAACUACUACAUAGACACCACCUUUGUCGACUGUUAGAUCUUCCUAUCUUUUACUCCCUACCCGGUGCAUAGUCAUCCGAUGAAAAUAAGUACGCAAUAAUUUCCCAGUCAUCCAAGGUCUAAAACGAAAAAGCUCCCAGUUAUUUGUGUAGGUAUAGACCACCAUCCAUCAUCGCGUUCGAGAAAGUGUUCAGUGAAAAAUUGCUUCGAUGGAUGUCAGGAACAACACAAAAUUGACCUGAAACCAGAGAAAAAUGGGGUAAAAUCCAAUGGCCAGUUAUACACCCAUGAGUAUUGUCUGAGACUAGUAUUUUUGGUAUGGUUUUCACGUGUUAUGCAUCAUAUUUGCAUUCAGUCUCACGCCACUCUUCGUUGAAUUUCAAGUCAUGUAUGUUCUUCAGUGUGUCUUGACAAACCGAAUCUUAUUAGAACGCCUGCUUGAAUAAUUCAACAGGAGAGCAACUUGUUUAACUUUUAGUCUGGAUUCUCAGGAAUAUUUUCGUUGGAAAAUAAUAUUAAUGUAAUAAAAAAAAGAUAUGAACUCAUUUGAAUAAUCAUAAUCGCCGGAGAAAAGGGAAAAGACUAUACCGCCAUGGGCUUUCAACAGUUCCUCUGAAAAAAAAGACAUAUUUCGAUGAUUGUCGUAUCAUAUCAAGAACUAAUUCAUCAAAACUCAAACGUCAUGGAGUGGAACUGAGGGAACCAAGGCUCGGGACAAGCCGAGAUUUCUUCCAAACAGCCAUUAAUCCCUGUCUACUGCUUCGUGAUUGACAUGAGACAAACACAGAUGAUUAAGGUAUACUUUCUUGUUCCCCAUAUUCACAUCCUGACCAGCACUCUGUCUUCGUGUUCAGGGUCAAAGGUCCAUGACAUUAGACACAGCCAUCGGCAUGUGGCAGCUACUGCUUACGGAAAAGUGUUGGCCAUUAGUUGACCACUGGUGUCUGUUCCUACAGGUAAAAGCCCUUUCAUUCGCUUCCGAAAUAAGAACACGAAGGUCUACAUAAUCGACUUAACCAGAAUGGGCUCCGAUUGCUUCCUCUCAACUCGCCACCGUGCUUUGCUCUCAACUGGUCUGGUGCUUUCAGGCCCGCCAGGAGAAGGCAAUCUCGAGAGACACGUGGACUAUGGUGCUGGAAUUCGUAAAGGUACGAGGUUCCCCCCGAGGGGCUUAUUUAUAAUUCGAAGAUCUUAUAUUAUUUAGGCGGUCCUCCCACCUCUCUCCCUCUCCUUGUCCCGCAGAUGGCGGACCCGGUGGCGCCGCACUACGACGCAGACGGGGCCUGGCCCUCCUUGAUCGACGGAUUUGUGGGGUACCUGAGGGAGGGCGGCAUUUUUCCGAGCAGCUGA
Molecule: messenger RNA, 6254 nt
Organism: Spirodela intermedia
Lineage: Eukaryota; Viridiplantae; Streptophyta; Magnoliopsida; Alismatales; Araceae
Source: the annotation of a GenBank genome assembly